UGUGUUUGUGGCACGGUGUCAGUUACAUUGAAACAAAAGUGGGGCCGUGGCUGCCAGCGCCAGCAUCCCCAGUCCGCUCGCCGCCGGCUGUCGCCGACAUGGAACCGGUGGCCAGCAACAUCCAGGUCCUGCUGCAGGCAGCGGAGUUCCUGGAGAGGCGCGAAAGAGAGGCGGAGCACGGCUAUGCGUCCUUGUGUCCUCACCACAGGCCCGGAGUCAUCUACAGGAGGAGGAAGGGACCCCUGCAAGCUCCUGGCGCGCCGAACAGUGGGCGGUCUGUGCACAACCAGCUGGAGAAGCGCAGGAGGGCCCAGCUGAAGCGGUGCCUGGAGCAGCUGAGGCAGCAGAUGCCCCUGGGGGUUGACUGUACCCGAUACACCACACUGAGCCUGCUGCGCCGGGCCAGGAUGCACAUCCAGAAGCUGGAGGAGCAGGAACAGCAGGCCCAGCAGCUCAAGGAGAAGCUCCGAAGCAAACAGCAGAGCCUGCAGCUGCAGCUGGAGCAGCUCCAGGGGCUGCCAGGAGCUGGAGAGCAGGACAGGCUGCGAGUUGACAGCCUGGACUCUUCAGGUCUGUCCUCAGAGCGCUCUGACUCAGACCAAGAGGACCUGGAGGUGGAUGUGGAAAGCCUGGUGUUUGGGACUGAGACGGAGCUCCUGCAGAGCUUCAACACUGGCCAGGAGCACAGCUACUCGCACACUGCAGACUCCUGGCUAUGAUGCCCGCUGCUCACUUUCUCUGGACUGAUCCAGCCAGGCAGUGGCCCCACCAAGGUCUGCUUAGAACCACCUGUUGGAAGAGACUAUAAAGACCCUUGUGUGAGAACAGGACUCUGAACUCGGCUGCACAGCUUGAGCCUGGGCCACCCUCCCCACCCCCCAGGGCAUUUGAUGUAGCACUUGGCUUUACUUUGCUGCCCCCACAGGGACAGGAAGCCUGUAGCCCUCUUGUUCCUGGGCAAAGCCCCGGGCCUCAGCCCCACAUAUACUACACAGUAUUUUCAUUAAAAAUCCUCUUUCGUAAGUUCCCGUCCAUCCCAUGGUUUUGCCUGACGAAAUGAUGUCCCAGCCACAAGUGGGAAAGAGGAAGUGAGAU
This is a messenger RNA of Acomys russatus (golden spiny mouse), 1095 nucleotides long. It is a transcript of the gene Mxd3, whose product is annotated as MAX dimerization protein 3. Gene Ontology annotation, biological process: regulation of transcription by RNA polymerase II. The record is from RefSeq and is a predicted model, not a curated record. The coding region runs from base 99 to 719 and encodes 206 amino acids. NCBI's taxonomy places the organism in Eukaryota, Metazoa, Chordata, Mammalia, Rodentia, Muridae. Gene Ontology annotation, molecular function: DNA-binding transcription factor activity, RNA polymerase II-specific; protein dimerization activity; RNA polymerase II cis-regulatory region sequence-specific DNA binding. The transcript is spliced from 6 exons.